AUGAACGGCUACUCAGGGGUCCUGGACUACACAGGCGUCUUGAGCAAUGGCCAAGGCUCCGGCGCCGGCGUCUCGUCCGGCGGCGGCUCGCGCGGCAUGGCGCCGUCGAGCAGCUCGGCCGACCUGUUGCAUCCCGAGACGCGCCGCCGCUCCAACUCGAUCGGCGCUCGGAGCUCGUCCAACACGUCCGUCUCGUCGCAGUCGACGUCGUCUUUCUCCAUGUUCCCGAUGGUCGAGAAGAUGUACCGCGUGCGCAUCACCGAAGACAUUGAGCGCGAUCUGCGGUACCUGGGGCAGAGCCGCGCCGAUGCGCUCAUCUCCGAGUUUGACAUGGUGCCGCUCAAGGACACGAAGGGCAUUCAGAUGUACGAGCUCGCCGAGCAGGAAUUUUACACGAUGAAGGCGGUCGUUAUGAUCCCAAAGUCGUCGAUCCACGACGUGAUGAACUUGAUGGACAUGCCGACCACCGCCAACUUUCGCGACACGAUGGGCGACAUCUUUGGCCCGCUCUUCCUCGACGGCGUCGUGCUCUACUCGGCCCCGAAGGACGUGACGCGUCCGAACGAGUCGCUCUCGGUGAACUGGAUGGCGCUGCAGUCGUCCAAGCCGCACUUGCCGCACCGCGACUACGUCUUUCUCAAGUACGGCGACUGCUUUAGCCGGUCGAGCGACCAGUACCGCCAGAGCAUGGACGACGGCAUGGGCAACAACUACGUCGGCGCGUCGAUCUGGGAGUCGAUCGAGUUUGACGGCUGCGGGCCGCUGCCCGAGUCCCAGAACGUCGUGCGGCUCAAGUUUCGCCGGUGCGGCUUUGUGUUUGAAGAGUCGCAGGCGACCGACCAGCUCCGCGUGUCGUUCUUCCUCUCCGAGUCGCACCCGGGCCGCGGCAUGGUCUCGAACCUCACGAAAGCGUGGAUGACCAAGAUGCUCAUGUGCAUCGCCGACAUUUCGGGCACGCUCAUCACCAAGCACCUCAGCGAGCAAACGCUUCUCAACAAGAACGAGUUCUCCAAGGACGGCCACUGCUGCUUCAUCUGCCUCACCAAAUUCACGCUCCUGCGGCGAAAGCACCAUUGCCGUAUCUGCGGCGACGUCGUGUGCGGCAAGUGCUCCAACAUGAAGACCGUGCGUCAAAACGGCCAGAACAAAGAGGUCCGUAUCUGCCUCCAGUGCACGUCGGCGUCGACGAACUCGAUGUCGCGCGGCUCGACGGGCUCGGGCCUCCAGCGCCAAGCGUCCAAGCCGUCGAUGCUCUCGUCGUCCGUGUCGUGCUCGAGCGUCGCGUCGUCCGAGUCAGCAUACUCGUACCAUGAAGACGAAGUCUCGGCCGACUUUAACACCAAGCAAGCCAAGCAGCCGAUCAUCAUGGAAGAGCGCGAGACGCCGACCCACUACUAUGCGUCGCAGGCGUCGUACUCGUCGCAGUCGUCGUCGACCGCCGGUGCCAACGACAUGAUUUUGCUCUCGUCCAUCGACACCUCGGCGUCGACGGUGGCCUCGGCCAUCUCGUCGGGCACCUCGAGCGACAUGGUCAUGCUCACCAAGGACAAGCCCGCGAGCAUCCGGGAAAACACGACGUUCUCGUAUGCACUCUCGUACACGUCCCGACAGGAGUGGCCAAAGGCUCCGAUGCCGCGCAACGAGGUCCCGCGGCUCGCCAAGGUCCGGUCGCUCCACCUCACGGACCCGGAGAACCAGUUCCAGGACAUGGUCGACGUGGCGGCAACGACUCUGUCGUGCUCGAUCGCGGCGAUUUGCGUCAUUGGUGACAAGACGGGCUACCUCCUCGCGCGCCUGGGGCUCGCCAAGCGCGAGGUCUCGCGCAACAUCCUCUUUGACGCGCACACGAUCAUGAGCGCGUCACCGACGGUCGUCCUGGACGCCAAGCAAGACGUGCGGUUCGUCAACAACCCGCUCGUGACGGACGGCAACAUCCUCUUUUACGCCGGCGUGCCGCUGGUGACCGCCGACGGCCACUACGUCGGGUCGUUCUCGGUCGCGGACCAAGUGCCGCGACAGGAGCUCACGGGCGACCAGCUCAUCUUUCUUCAAAACUUGGCCGACCUCGCGAUCCGCGGCAUUGAGGCCAACACGGCGCGCAUGAUGCGACCGGAGGCGAGUGGCUCGACGCUGGCGGUCCAGCCCGAGCCGUCGUACGUGCCGCCGCCGCCCGAGAUGGACGCGGUCAAGGCGGCGCUCACGAUGCAGGAGCUGCUCAAGACGGCGUACGACACGCAGUGCCAAGUGCGCAUGCAGGUCGGCGGCGUGCACAAGGCGGUCGAGUAG
Messenger RNA from Saprolegnia parasitica CBS 223.65, 2286 nucleotides. RefSeq lists its product as hypothetical. The record is from RefSeq and is a predicted model, not a curated record. NCBI's taxonomy places the organism in Eukaryota, Oomycota, Saprolegniomycetes, Saprolegniales, Saprolegniaceae. Gene Ontology annotation, molecular function: protein binding; metal ion binding. The transcript has a single exon. Bases 1 to 2286 code for a protein of 761 amino acids.